AUGGCUCUCAACGACAAGACGAUCUUGCAUUAUCACUUUGUCAGCUCCAAGCCGCCACUACAUACGAUCUCUGCCAUCAUGCGACUGAUCCUUGCAGCCACACUCAUCGGAAACGCUUCUACACUUGUGUACAACGAUCAAGUCAAGGUCAGACCGUGUCUCACCUUCUCUCGAAUCAAACACACAGCGCGCUGGCAGCCAUCGCUCCUCUUUCCCUGUCCAUUGGCUACUUCCAUGGGAGCCAUCCAGACUCGACUACCAUCUCUCUGUCUCAUCACGACCUUAUGUCGACAUCUCACUGGGCUACAUCCCCCUACUCCCUGUGCUGGCUCCGUUCCAAUACACACUGCUCUGUACUUUACCCAUCCGUCUCGUCUGCCUCGCUACGAGCAGCAAUUCAGACAUAUCAUCGUCAUCGCCUUCAGAGUGUUUUAG
Messenger RNA from Microstroma glucosiphilum, 435 nucleotides. RefSeq lists its product as hypothetical. Bases 1 to 435 code for a protein of 144 amino acids. The transcript has 3 exons. The record is from RefSeq and is a predicted model, not a curated record. NCBI's taxonomy places the organism in Eukaryota, Fungi, Basidiomycota, Exobasidiomycetes, Microstromatales, Microstromataceae.